This is a messenger RNA of Mandrillus leucophaeus (drill), 1018 nucleotides long. Its product is annotated as olfactory receptor 52K1. Gene Ontology annotation, biological process: G protein-coupled receptor signaling pathway. Gene Ontology annotation, cellular component: membrane. Bases 18 to 962 code for a protein of 314 amino acids. The record is from RefSeq and is a predicted model, not a curated record. The transcript has a single exon. Gene Ontology annotation, molecular function: G protein-coupled receptor activity; olfactory receptor activity. NCBI's taxonomy places the organism in Eukaryota, Metazoa, Chordata, Mammalia, Primates, Cercopithecidae.
CAGAUUUUCUGGGAGCCAUGCUUCCCUCUAAUAUCACCUCAACACAUCCAGCUACCUUUUUGUUGGUAGGAAUUCCUGGUUUGGAACACCUGCAUGUCUGGAUCUCCAUCCCCUUCUGCUUUGCUUAUACUCUGGCCCUGCUGGGAAACUGUACCCUUCUCUUCAUUAUCCGGGCUGAUGCAGCCUUCCAUGAGCCCAUGUAUCUCUUUCUGGCCAUGUUGGCAACCAUUGACUUGGUUCUUUCUUCUACAACACUGCCCAAAAUGCUUGCCAUAUUCUGGUUCAGGGAUCGGGAGAUCAGCUUCUUUGCCUGUCUGGUCCAGAUGUUCUUCCUUCACUCCUUCUCCAUCAUGGAGUCAGCAGUGCUGCUGGCCAUGGCCUUUGACCGCUAUGUGGCCAUCUGCAAGCCACUGCACUAUACCACAGUCCUGACUAGGUCCCUCAUCACCAAGAUUGGCAUGGCUGCUGUGGUCCGGGCUGUGACACUAAUGACUCCACUCCCCUUCCUGCUGAGACACUUCCACUACUGCCGAGGCCCAGUGAUUGCCCAUUGCUACUGUGAACACAUGGCUGUGGUGAGGCUGGCAUGUGGGGACACCAGCUUCAACAAUAUCUAUGGCAUUGCUGUGGCCAUGUUUAUUGUGGUGUUGGACCUGCUCUUUGUUAUCCUGUCUUAUGUCUUCAUCCUUCAGGCAGUUCUCCAGCUUGCCUCUCAGGAGUCCCGCUACAAGGCAUUUGGGACAUGCGUGUCUCACAUAGGUGCCAUCCUGUCCACCUACACUCCGGUAGUCAUCUCUUCAGUUAUGCACCGUGUAGCCCGCCAUGCUGCCCCUCACGUCCACAUACUCCUUGCUAUUUUCUAUCUCCUUUUCCCACCCAUGAUCAAUCCUAUCAUCUAUGGAGUCAAGACCAAGCAGAUUCAUGAUUAUAUGCUCAGUCUAUUCCAGAGAAAGAACAUGUAGAUGGAUAGUUCUCUUUUUUUAGCCCCUGGGUCAAGUAAUGAGAAUGCUGGAUUGGG